GCAACGUGCCUCUUUCCAGCCCCGACCCCUCCAAUCCCUCCCGGUAAAUCUCCAUCCCUCUACUGCUCAUCUCCCAUCGAGUUCAUCCAUACAUCACUUUGGUUCCAUGUCCUUCCCCAUCCACUACCAAAAAGAUCCCUGAAUCAAAAUGAAUCGAUUGCCCAGGACUGAUGCACGGCGAGGCAAAGUCGCCCCUAGAUCCCAUCCUCGAUCCAUCCGUGCUGGUGGGAUCUGUGGUUCGGUCGCCGGAGGUGAUGGAUCCCGUGCUCAACCUGAAGCCACAGGUGUUCCUCAAGCUGAUGGUGUUCAUCAAAUUGGUGCUUCUCUCGUUGCUGGAUGGUGGCCAACUUCAUCUCCUAGCGAAAGGUUAUACCCACCUGGAGGGUUCUCCAACUUUCUGCAAGGAAACCCAUUAGCUAACCAUCCUAAUGCAAAUGAAGAUUUUCAUUUUGUUGGGGCCGGAAUGAGUCAAUCUUCAGUUUCACCAAUUGACAUGGGUGUUACAAGGACUCCCUCUCCAGCAGAACAAACUAAUGAUAUGGUGGAAGAUUUAGAUGCAGAAGAAGAUGAUAUCUUUAAGGAGUCUAGAACCGACGAGCGUCUAAAUUGGUCGGUAUCUGAAGACAUACGAUUGACCAGUGCUUGGUUGCAUAAUUCAAAGGACCCAAUUGAUGGAAAUGGUAGGAAGGCAGAUUUUUAUUGGGCAGAUGUUACUGAAGAAUACAACAAGACAACAGAAACAAAUGUGAUGUUUCUCUUCUAAUUGCUUCUGGUGAAUGAGAUUGCUUCCGGGUGAAUGUGAUGUUUAUCUUGCCGGCUGAAUGGUGAUUUUUUUGGUUCAGUUGCUAGCUGAAUGGUUCUAUGCGUUCUGUUUAAGUUAUGUUGUUAGUGAUAAAAUUGAGAGGUGUAUAUUGGGUCACAUUGUUAUGCCACAGCUGAUCCAUUUUGUCUGUGCUAGUAAUAAAUGUCUUUAGCUAUAGAAACUACUAUUACAAACUUUGCACUGGGGAUUAUAAGUCUUGUGAUAGAGGUCGACG
Molecule: messenger RNA, 1037 nt
Organism: Oryza brachyantha (malo sina)
Lineage: Eukaryota; Viridiplantae; Streptophyta; Magnoliopsida; Poales; Poaceae
Exons: 3
Coding region: 149-763 (204 amino acids)
Source: RefSeq, a predicted model, not a curated record